This is a messenger RNA of Dibothriocephalus latus, 522 nucleotides long. Lineage: Eukaryota; Metazoa; Platyhelminthes; Cestoda; Diphyllobothriidea; Diphyllobothriidae. The record is from the annotation of a GenBank genome assembly.
AUGGAGCUGCCACCCAGAUGCUUUCUGAACGACCUAAUCCCUCCUGGCCCUCCCGAUCCCGAUCCCCUCCCUCCGGAAGUUGGAAUGGCUCGGAUCCCCGGAUCGGAGAACCCGGGCACAGUCGGUGUCACCUUCAACCAUAAGAGCAGCAGUAUUAAAGAACGCAGACCCUCUGUGAACAAUGGUACCUCAAACAGCGCCGUCCUACAGCAUAACGCCUACUAUUCCUCGCCGGACCAGCAACUGCGACAAUCACCGCCCUCCGUGAAAUGGCGAUCACCCCCACCUGGAUCAAACACGAUGGACCGGCGCGACUCUCGAAAUUGGUCUGCCUCUAAGACUCCCGGCCAACCCCAAGUUCUCUUCUCCACUGGCACCGAGCCGACUGGCGGCAUUGUCGCUAACCCCCUGCUCACGCCAGGCUCCAGUCUUACCCGUCCGCCGCCAAAGCGAGAAUUGAUUUCUCGAACGAGUUUUCGAGAUCAGGAACAACUGAGUGGGAAGUGCUGUGCCAUCAUGUAA